AUAAAUUUAAAUCGUUCCAGGCAUAUCAUUUAGUAAAAAUGAGCUUAAAUGGCGUUGUAUUGAGUUUUUCAGCACUAAACGUUAGCAACAUUUUAUUUGACCAAUGCACGUCGAAUAGAAAAGGAGGUUGAUAAAAAUCAGAAAUGUCCGAAGACUACAGCAAACUAGAAAUUCUAAAAUUUUCCAAAAACAGCAUGAUAUUGGCGGGAAUAUGGCGGCUUCCGAUUACGCAAAACCCCACCAUCAAAAGACUGUACGUUUACUACAGCGUGUUCAUUCAGGCGUAUUUCCCAUUUUUCUUGAUAUUUCUGGGCAGCAAAUUUUUCAUUUUGGCGUUCGACGUGGAUAAUUCGCCCCUAAAGGUGUUCUCCACGUUUGCGUAUAUGAUUACCUCCUUCGUUGUCAUGGUUAAAGUAGUACUCGUCCAAAAGAAGAGAGUUAGAGAUAUAUUCGCUUUCAUUAAUAGGACAGAAGAAGAAAUUAAAAAAGCAAACGACAUCGAUAUUUUGAAAUGUCACUCUGCACUCACUCGGUUUUGUAGGAAAUCGAAUUGGGCAACAUUUUUCUUUACGUUUGGAAUCGGCGUCGCAAUGAUUUUUGCCAAUAUAGUACAGAGACACGAAAUUAGCCAGUACAAUAAGAAGUAUAACACGACAAUUCCUAAACCGUUUCCGUACGAACUGUAUUAUAUGACAUUGGACGAAGAGAAAUACGGAACUUUGUUCGUAUGGUUCAACGAUUUCUCGAUACUGGUGGCUGGUUUCUUAGUAGUUUCCACGCAAGUGAUUUUCAUCUCUUGCAUUAUAUUUGCUUCAUCGUUGUUGAGAAUGCUGCAGAUAAGGUUUAAAAAGAUGAUCGGAUUUACCGUAAACAUCUCGGUUACUCUUAGGGAACUGAUACUGGAGCACCAACGAGUUAUCGAAUUUGUUAACAACUUAAACGAAUCGAUGAAAUAUAUAAUGAUGUUGGAAUAUCUUCUGAACUCGUUAAACAUGGCCAUGGUGUCCUUUCAAUUUCUUGCAGCUGAACAUAACAUACUUAUAGCGUCGGUAUUAUUUUAUUUUGGACUUUUGGUGGUACAGACGUUUAUUCUGGGAUGGAGCGCCAACGAAGUUAAGAUGCAGAGUCUAGCAUUAGCGGAUGCUAUUUAUGAGAGUCCGUGGUACGAGCAAAACCAUGCAGCUAAAAAAACUAUGAUUAUUAUGAUGAUGCGAGCGCAGCGACCUCUUGCUUUGACUAUAGGACCUUUCGACGUUAUGACAACCCAAUCCGCUUUGACGGAAAGUGCAUAAUAAUCCUUAAGUUUUAUGUCCAGCCUACGGUAUUCCUUUUUUAGAUUAUGAAAGCUUCGUACUCCUAUGUUACAUUAAUGAUGAACAACUACGAAUAAUCAAAUUGAGUGGCAAUUGGUAUUAUGAUGAAAACAAUUAUGUCGCUUUUAGGUGCAUUAAAUAGUGCAGAGCGUUUAAUUUUAUUUUUCUGCUCCCUAACUCUAAAAUACCCACUGUUCAAGUGGUUGUUUCACACACGAAAAGUGUCACUUAAAAACUUCAGCUUCAUUAAACACUGUCGCGAAUCGCAGCGAAAAUUUACCGUCAAACCACUGACUCAAAUAUAUAAUGACCAUAGAAUGAA
Messenger RNA from Cylas formicarius (sweet potato weevil), 1635 nucleotides. RefSeq names its product odorant receptor Or2-like. Gene Ontology annotation, cellular component: plasma membrane. NCBI's taxonomy places the organism in Eukaryota, Metazoa, Arthropoda, Insecta, Coleoptera, Brentidae. The transcript is spliced from 6 exons. The record is from RefSeq and is a predicted model, not a curated record. Gene Ontology annotation, molecular function: olfactory receptor activity; odorant binding. Gene Ontology annotation, biological process: detection of chemical stimulus involved in sensory perception of smell; sensory perception of smell. The coding region runs from base 144 to 1292 and encodes 382 amino acids.